Cladophialophora yegresii CBS 114405 is the source of this 972-nucleotide messenger RNA. RefSeq lists its product as uncharacterized. The record is from RefSeq and is a predicted model, not a curated record. NCBI's taxonomy places the organism in Eukaryota, Fungi, Ascomycota, Eurotiomycetes, Chaetothyriales, Herpotrichiellaceae. Bases 1 to 972 code for a protein of 323 amino acids. The transcript is spliced from 3 exons.
AUGGCAUUCGCACAGACCCAGUUAGAAAAGCGCUAUGGUUGUGCCCUCCAGGUUCUGCAGCAAGCCCUUAACUCUUCUGAGGGCAUUGACUGGACUGUGUGGUACACCACGCUGUUACUUGCGUUGUUUGAGCUUCUCGAAACAUCCAGUCACCAGGCAUGGAUCUUCCACUCGCAGGGCGCGAAGCAUAUCCUCUUGAGCCUAGGUCCGAACAACAUCAAAUCAGACUACGAGAAAAUCCUGCUCGCCGCACAAUGUCAAAUCCUGACAGUCGAAGCAACUUUCUUCAACAGAGACUGCUUCUUAAGCAGCCCGGCAUGGCAGAAAGCUCUCCACACGACGAUAACACAUGACAGCAAGAUUCCCGACCGAUCCGAGCCCGUUGUCACAAUGUGGGCCACUGCAGCCUGUGCACCAGAAUUUUUCAAGAGAGCGACGAAAGCCAUCCGUGACCAUCACCAACCCGAUCAAAUCGCGGAGCUUAGCGACGACCUUUCCGCGCUGUUAGACAGGUGGUGCAAAUGGCGAGAGAAAUGGGAAGGAAGCCUUGUAGGCGAUGACUUUCCUACCCUUCACGACACGACUCUCGCCACUGCAGGCCCUACCAUCUACUCUCAGUUUCUAGCCUUUUGGGCUUUAACCAAUCGAUUUCUUCUAGCUAUUCAACCUCACAGAGCCUCGGUCGCAGAGACGAACGCGGUAGAUGCGGCUCGCCGAAUCCUUGAGUUCGAUCGAUUGAGGCAGGCCGACUCGGUGAUAGACCGGUGUCGCACGUUCUCGGUCAGCAUUGCACGUUCUAUUGAACAAACGACGACGGAGUGGACGAUACAGCAGAACGUAUCCCACGAGUGGAGAACAAUCCAACCUGCCGUGUUUCUACGCUGGAACACUCUGCUCGGGAGGACGAUACAUGAUGAAGCGCAAGACCUUCCGACCAACAAGAUCAAUAUGGCCCAGGCGACGGCUCCUUGA